ACACAACAAAAAAUUAUGCAAAUGAAAACAAUUACGUCACGGUUAUACUAAAACCAAGAAGAAGACGACCGAAAAACAACAAAAAUAUACUUUGUUGAGAGAAAAGGUGUUGUUUUGCUUAAAAAGCAGAUACAUUUAUUAAAAUUUUUAUUUCUUAAAGAUAAGCAGUGAUUUUUUGUAUCUGUUUUUAGUAUCUGGUACAUUUUACAAGUAAAUUUCCAUAAAAAAUGUUAAGAAAUUUAUUAAAAUGUACAAAAGCUUUGGCAAAAACUAAAUGGCAGCCUCUACAAAAAGAAUUUAUUUCAGCAGCGACUGCGGUUGGUUCCAGACGUUAUAUUGGCUUGCAGCAUGGUCAAAAUGAUCCCUACUAUGCGGGUACUAUGGCAGAAGUUAAAGAAGAAAUCAUGAAUCGUUUAGGCUUAGAGGCCGGCUAUUCGCCCGUGCCCAGAACCCGAGAACAUCUUUUGAAAUAUGAACCAAAACUAUCCGAUUUACCACCACGCUCUAUGCAGGACUCCUUUACCUCUGCCAUUUUACCCUUAAGUGUGGAUAAGAAUUUACAGGAUAAAUACAUCUCAUUUUUGGGUAAUGUACGUAUGGGACGUUUAAUGGAAGAUAUGGAUUUGUUUGCCGUCUGGGUGUGUCAUCAACAUGUUAAACUCAAUAAUCUGCCGGAAAAUGUCCACUUGCCUUAUACUUUUGUUACAAUUUUGGUAGAUAAAAUAACAUUUUCUGAUAUGAAGGCUAAAGCCACCGAAGAUGUAAGAAUUUCGGGACAUGUUUCUUGGGUGGGUAAAAGUUCUAUGGAGAUAGUGGUGUGGUUAGAGCAAAAAGAUAAUGGUGUUUGGAGAAAAAUCACAAGAGCUUUGUUUUUAAUGGCUGCUCGUAAUGCCACCAAUACAGCGGCUGCUCCUGUCAAUCCAAUACAGCCGGCCAAUGAGGAGGAAACUAAAAUCUUAAAUGGUGGAGUAGAACGUAAAAAACGUCGUCAAAUACUGCAGGCUUCCUCCAUAUUUAAAGUGGAACCCAAUGACUAUGAACAGUCAUUAAUGUAUGAUUUAUUUAAACGUACUACCCCACAAACCACCAUGGAAUUGAAUAAACGUGUUUUACCACCCAAAUGUCGUUGGAUGUCUGAUUCAUUUGUUACCAAUACCAUGGCCUCAUUUCCGGAAAAUCGUAAUGCUCAUAAUAAAGUAUUUGGUGGUUUCCUUAUGCGUAAUGCUUUAGAAAUUAGUUGGGUGGGUGCUAAUCUCUAUUUAAAGAGUCGUCCUAAAUUGGAACAUAUCUGCGAUAUUAGUUUCGAACAACCGGUUAGUGUUAACUCGUUCAUUAAAAUGACUGCUUAUGUGGUUUAUACCGAUGUUAACUAUUUACAAAUGAUGACUGUGGCCGAUGUUAUAGAUGCUGCUACGGGCAAUCAAUUAACUUCAAAUGUUUUCUAUUAUACAUUUUCCUCGGCGGAUGAGGUGCCAGUGGUUUUACCUAAAUCUUAUCACGAAACUAUGUGGUAUAUUCAGGGACGUCGUAAGUUUAAGUAUGCCUUGGGUUUGGAGUAAAUGUGCCAACGAGAUGAAAUUAUUUUAUUUCGCAAAUAAAACGAAUUUAGUUUAAAUAUAAACAUGUUUGGAUCAUUAAUUAUGCAUUUUACUUAUUUAUUUAAGUUAAAACUGCCUAUUUAUUUGUUUAAUUUGCUUAUUUAAGUAUUUCUUGUUUUAAUUAUUGGUUUUAGCAACGAUAUUAAAGUUUUUGUACUUAUUUAUUUUUUUAUAAUCGACGAAAUUAUAUUAAUCAUAUCAUUGAUUAUUGUUUUUUGAACUAAUUAAUAAAGUUUCUAUAAAGUAAAAAAUAUACAU
Lucilia sericata (common green bottle fly) is the source of this 1856-nucleotide messenger RNA. RefSeq names its product acyl-coenzyme A thioesterase 9, mitochondrial-like. The record is from RefSeq and is a predicted model, not a curated record. Gene Ontology annotation, biological process: acyl-CoA metabolic process. The coding region runs from base 228 to 1559 and encodes 443 amino acids. Gene Ontology annotation, molecular function: fatty acyl-CoA hydrolase activity. Lineage: Eukaryota; Metazoa; Arthropoda; Insecta; Diptera; Calliphoridae. The transcript has 3 exons. Gene Ontology annotation, cellular component: mitochondrion.